AUGACUACCAUGCCAGCCUCUACUGGUGCGACAGAGGAAACCCCUCAUACAUCCACAACAACAACCACUCCUGCCGCCGACCCCCCAUCAACCAACAACAAUGCUGUGCAACAAAUCAGCCCACCACCCCCAACCAAAAAGAAGGCCUUGCUGGAGAGGCUCAAACAACAAGUUGGCGAUAUAGACACCAAGCUAGAGGCAAUCAACACACAACAAGGAUCAUCAUCGUCAUCUUUAACUCACACUCCACUGAGUGCCAAUGCUUCAUUACAAUAUCCAUCUUCCCAACAAACAUCGACAAAUAUCAAUGUUGCAACAAGUACUCCAUCAAGCAAGGCUUCAUCUUCGAAUGGAAAGAGGUUUGUCAACACCACCUCUGGAGCUGCUUUGCCAUCAACACCCGAACCCAAUACACCCACUAGAUCAAAACGAACACGAAGACCAAACAAAUUCAAUCAACUCAUCAAUGGUGAAGAGCUACCAACACUUCCCGAACACAUUCAAAGGAAGCUAGCCAAGCUCAUAGUCAUGGUACGAAGGGUCAAAUGGGCCUGGCCAUUCAAUCAACCUGUUGAUCCCGUUCAACUCAACAUUCCAGACUACUUUAACAUUAUAAAGAAUCCAAUGGAUCUAGGAACAGUCGAAAGGAAAGUACUCAACAAUGAAUAUAUGGAUGUUUAUCAGUUUUUGGAUGAUGUCCGACUCAUUUGGUCAAAUUGUUACACUUAUAAUCCUCUCGACAGCGAUGUUUGUAGAAUGGCCAAAGAUGUUGAAAAAUUCUUUAAUGAAAAGUAUGAAAAGUUAAUUGGACAAGUUGGAGUGGAUACACCUCUCGAAAUUCCAACACAAUCGAUUGGAUUGGAAGAGACAACCCCAUCCUCCACAGUCAAGAAGGGAAGAGGAAGAAAGAAAAAGUCUCUCACCACUACCAGUGCAACAGCGACAACAUCAACUCCUUCUGCAGUCCCCUCUUCAACAGCGGCUACCACUACCAUGACAACAACCUCGGAACAAGUCUCAACAGCAACAACUCGUGAAACCACUCCAUCCAAAUCCAAAACUUCCUCUAAAUCUUCAUCCAAAUCCAAAACCAAGUCGUCAAGCAAACCCAAAUCCAAAUCUAAGAAAUCAUCGGAACCGGAAAUGACCUAUGAGGAAAAGAAAGAAUUGAGUGCUAAUAUUGGAAAAUUGGAUGGAGAAAAGCUUGCCGAAGUGGUUCGUAUCAUUCAACGAAUGGCUCCUACUGCUUCCAGUAAGGCCAAUGAGACUGAAAUUGAAAUUGAUUUGAACAAGUUAGACAAUGCUACUCUUGUUGAGCUUAAUAAUUUCGUUAAACAACAUUUACCAAAGAAAGAAAGCCAGAAAAAGAAGGCAACCUCUACAAAGAAAAAAAGAAAAACCUCUCCAGUCAAAGAAAAGAAGCCCAAGAAAACCAAAAAAGGAGGAAAGCGACUCUGA
This is a messenger RNA of Naegleria fowleri, 1458 nucleotides long. RefSeq lists its product as uncharacterized. The record is from RefSeq and is a predicted model, not a curated record. The transcript has a single exon. Gene Ontology annotation, molecular function: protein binding. Lineage: Eukaryota; Heterolobosea; Eutetramitea; Acrasida; Naegleriidae. The coding region runs from base 1 to 1458 and encodes 485 amino acids.